Molecule: messenger RNA, 1554 nt
Organism: Daldinia vernicosa
Lineage: Eukaryota; Fungi; Ascomycota; Sordariomycetes; Xylariales; Hypoxylaceae
Product: cytochrome P450
Exons: 5
Coding region: 1-1554 (517 amino acids)
Molecular function (GO): iron ion binding; monooxygenase activity; oxidoreductase activity, acting on paired donors, with incorporation or reduction of molecular oxygen
Source: RefSeq, a predicted model, not a curated record
AUGGCUUUCCAAGAUAAUGCCAUACUCGUUCUCACCUAUAUCUGCUAUACCCUUGCUCUAUGCUUUGUUAUUUUCGUCAGUUACCGACUGACACUACAUCCCUUGAGCGCUUACCCUGGCCCCAUUUCUGCUAAGCUGUCCGAUUUAUACAACCUUUAUCAUGCGGUAUUGAUGAGUGAACAUAUAGCCACCUGGCGAAAUCAUCAAUCAUAUGGUCCUGUUAUAAGGCAUGGCCCGAAUAAGUUGGUGUUUAACACCAUCGAAGCAUUGCAAGAUAUCUAUCACAAUGAAAAGGCUUCCAAAGCUAGCCUGUACUUGAACAUCAUGCAAGCUCCCAAUGUACACAGCGUCUUUACCGUGAUUGAUAAGCGGCAACAUCGUGUAAAGCGUCGAUUGAUCGGCCAGGCUCUCAAUGAGCGAGGUAUGCGACUAUUUGAACCUAUCAUUCUUGAGCAAAUCGACAUUUUUAUCCAGCAGCUAUCUCAAUCCUCUGCCGGCACUAAGCCUGUCAACAUGUCGCCCAUGUUGAGGUACUUGACAUUGGAUAUUAUAACCCUAUUAUCAUUUGGUUUCCCCUUGCGGACCCAAGAGAAAGAGGAAUACCGAUUCAUUUCAGAGGGUGUCGUGGCUGGGAACUAUUUCCAGAACAUGAAGCUACAGUGUCCCCUCUUGACACAACUCCAGAUAACCGAAGCUCUACAAUUUGUUGGGGGCAUACGUGAAAAGAGGGAGCCAUACAGAGCCAUGUUAAAGAAGUUAAUCGGUUCUCGCAUGGCCGAGAAUCAGGAUGCCAAGUUGGAUUUAUAUUCCAUGGUCGCAGACCAAAUCAACACAGGAGGGUCAGAAAAUAUUCAAACAAGCGAGUUGUGGGCAGAGGCCAUAUUCAUAUUUGCGGCGGGUGGAGACACAACUUCUUCUCUCAUCGCGGCUCUCUUCUUCUACCUAUCUCGCAACUCGGACUGUUAUAACAAGCUAGCCCAUGAGAUUCGAACCUCAUUCGAUUCCAGUAGUGAAAUUCGCAGCGGUCAAAAGUUAGCUAACUGCCAGUACCUACGAGCUUGCAUCGAUGAGGCCCUGCGUAUGUCACCGGCGGCCCCAGGCACCCCGUGGCGAGAGCAAGUAGACACAGAUGACGCGCCAUUCAUUGUGGAUGGCCAUGUCAUACCUCGUGGAACCAUUGUUGGAGUGAACGUUUACUCUAUCCUCCACAACGAGAAGUAUUUCCCUGAGCCCUUCGUCUACAAACCGGAAAGAUGGCUAUCCGAAGAAUCCGACGGGAAAAUGAAAAUAAUGUAUGAUGCAUUUAUUCCGUUCUCGGCAGGGUCUCGCAUCUGUGCAGGCAAGGCAAUGGCCUAUUUAGAAGCCAGCGUGACAAUCGCAAAAACGUUGUGGCACUUCGAUUUCGAAAAGGCCCCGGGUAAGAUUGGUGAGCUUGGAGCUGGAAGUAGAAAGGCCACCUAUGGCAGACACCGGGAGAGCGAAUUUCAGGUUUAUGAUGUUGUUUCUUCAACUCAUGAUGGGCCCAGCUUGAUCUUCCACUCAAGAGUUCAUUGA